Amoebophrya sp. A120 is the source of this 3824-nucleotide messenger RNA. The record is from the annotation of a GenBank genome assembly. Lineage: Eukaryota; Dinophyceae; Syndiniales; Amoebophryaceae.
AAAAUUCGCAAAGGCACCGUGGGAAGCACAGUGUGCCGACGGAAAAAUUCGCGCUCGAUCGCUUAGUGUUGCUUUUGUGGCUCUGACGCUCGCAAGUUAGAUUUCUUUCGAUCCCAAAUUUUUUCCCCGUUGUUCUAUUUUUGCACUUUCCCUUCGUUCGCAAAAAAGAUCCGUUGAUUUUUAGGAUCUUGGUAGGAGAUUUAGGUUUGGUAGGUGUGUCAAUGCGGUUGCGGUCGCUGCUCGUUGCUACCACGGCGGCCGCCUCGGCCAGCCGUCAUGAUCGCCUCGGCCAGCCGGAGGCGGAUGAAAAGGCACGCCAAGCCGCAUUGGAGGCGGAAGCUAAACAGGCCGCAGACGCACUCGGUAGCGCGCCACCGGUGGCUGUAAAGACCGGAAAGUACGGGACCGAGGGCGCGAUUGGAAAAGUAAUCAAGUUGCUGCUUGACAUGAAGAAGGACAUCGCCUCCGAUAACGACCGCGACAAGCGUAUGUAUGACCAAUUUGCGUGCUUUUGCAAGGAAGAGGGAGCCGCACGAGGAAAGGCCAUCGAGGACGCAAAGACGCGCUUAACCGAGCUCACGAAAUUGAUCGGCACUAGUUCCAGUCUGAUCACAGAGGCCGAGCUCCAGAUCGCCUUCGAAACGAAGAACAUCGCAGGGCAGAAGAAAAAGCAGGGACAACUCACCAAGGUAGCGCGGAUACAAUACGUAGCGCGGUUUUAAUGUGUCGAGCAAUAAUGUCACGAAAUUUUAAAAACUGAGAAUUUCGGAGGUUUGCAGACAGAGAUUCUUUCUAAAUCUGAGUUUAGUUUGACGAGACAACACCUUUCGCAUUUAAAUGCAUUUUUUCGCUGCUGCAGUGAUUCGCUGAAACUCUAAAACAGCGCAUGGAGACGGAUGACGCGGAGUUUUCCAAGAGGAAAGGCGAAAACAUCGAGACCCUGAACGUGUUGUCCAAAGCGAUCGGCGUGCUGUCCAAGCCAAAAAGCAUGUUUUUGCAGGCGGAAGCCGAAGAGAUGAAGCAAACCCUGGCAUUGGUGCAGCAACUCACAGGCAAGGCUGUGGGCGAGGGCACGAUGGGCCAGGCAGCAGGGUACUUGAUCGACCUAAAAAAGCAAACCGCAGUAGACCUGCAGCAGGACACUAUCGAGAACGUGAAUGCCCGAAAGGUGUACACGAAAGAGAUGCUUCUGGCAGAACAGGCAAUCUCCGAGCACGAGUUCAUUAAGCGCACACAAGAAGGCAUCUUAGCAGAAAACAUGAAGUUGAAGGGCGAGUAUGUCGAGGUACGAAUUUAAACUUGCGCUUUCGAUUGUUAUUUCAAGAAUAUAAACAAGAGACGAGCUUCAUUUUUUUGUGCCCAAGCUGCUAUGCUAGUGUUGCCACUACAAACUGUCUCGGCGUAAUGGAAUCUGUGCAGAUGGUGCGAAGUUCCAAUGUGAACGAAUCCCACUCCAGGAAUACAAUGCCGUGAAGCAGAAGAUGGACGUCGACGUGGAGUUCUUCGACAACAUGCAGGCGGACUGCGAUGCACGCUCCAGUUUCUACGGCAAGCAGGUCGCGGACGCCGAGGCGGAGCUGACUGCCAUUGACGCGACGCUCCCGAUCUUGGAGUCCAUUGUCGCCGGCGACAACAACGCGAGCCCGAACUUCCUCCAGCAGGGCAUGAAGACGAAGGUCCGCAUGUCGCUGACCAGCCGCGUGGAUCGCAUCGCCCGCCAGAUCCACCGCCUUCCGUCCGAAACGAAGCGCGCGGUCAUGGCCUUUUUGUCCCAAACGUCCGCCGCCGGCCUGACCGCCACGGAGAAGAUCGUCGAGAAGUGCGAAGAGAUGAUCGAAACGCUGAAGACGGAGAUCAAGGAAACCGACGACGCCAAGAACACCUGCGUGGAGACGACGCACAAGCUUGAGAUGGCCAAGGAGGAAGCGACGCAGGCCCGCGUUGCCGCGGAGGACGCCGUCACCGCGACGACGCAAGACAUUCGCUUCGUCGACGACGAAAUCAAGAAGGUGAUUGGCGACUUGGCCGUGAAUGAGAAGACCAAGGCCGAUCUGGACUCCAACUGCGCCCAGACCGCGAGCACGCUCAAGACCCAAAAGGAGGAGAUCGAAGCAGAGAAGGCUGCCGUGGAAGCCGCCACGGAGAAGUUGGCUGAGGCCUACGGCGACGAUGCCCUGGCCGCUUUAAAGGAGCACGAACACUUCCAGGUAGUGAAUAGCGUUGUGUGAAAGUGUCCGUGUUGAAACACUCACUGACGCGAACUGUGAGUUGCCUCGUGAGAAGGUUUGAAUUGUAUGCACCGCAAGGUGUCUUAUGUGUUUAAAACUUACAACCGCAUGUUUUUUUUAGGAACCGCUUCUUCCACCUUUUUCUCACUCUCUGUCUUCACUUAAGUACUUUUGUCUUCAAAUCUGUAAUUGCAAAUCCCAUAACAGGCCGACUACAACGACAAGUACAACAGCAUGGAAAGUGAUCAGAGCAAGAAGCAGCAUAUCAAAUGUAAAAAUUUCUGGGUCUGGGAGGAUGGAACUUGUCAUGCUAAAUCUGAAUCAUGCAAGAGAUCUGUGUUGCGUGAUUACCAACAGCCGUCGUUUUUUACCGAGUUGAGAGGGAAUUUCUCAUGCAGGAUCAGCAUGCUAGAGGUAGAGAUCUCACAGAGUUUGUCAUGGCGCUGCAUUCCAGACCUCAUGAGUCAUAGAAAACCCGCAUAAUUCCAGACCCAGACACUUUUGCAUUUGAUACAGCAGAGCACUGACUUCACGGACCAGGCCGCCCGCCGGUCUGGGGGCGCAAAGGUGGUGACCAUGUUGCUGAUGAUCAAAGAUAACCUGGCCAAGAACCUCGAUGACACCAUCGCCGAAGCCGCGGAGUCCAAAGAGAAGUGCGACAAGGAGAAGGAGGAGCUGACGGAGGCUCACAAGGAGCUCACCGACCUGAAGAACGGCAAAACCGACGAAAAGGUCGAGCUCGCGAAGGAGCUCGCCACCGAGAAGACGGCCCUGGAAAACGCCGAGACUGCGGAGGACGACGCGCAACAGGAGCUGGAAGACUACGGGAACUGCGCGCAAAAAAUCGAUGUGUACAACAACGCAAUGCUGGCCAAGCAAACCGACAUCGAUGCGAUCGAGGAGGUCAUUCAAUUUUUGCAAACUAUCUCCGCGGACACAGACAAAAAUGUGUCGCUCGUGGACGCCUCGGACGACGUCGAUCUGACCUUGGCGCACUACAAGUGAGGCGCUGGAUGUUUCUUUUGCGCGGAAACGGCGCCACCGAUUUCGAAUUUUGUAAGAUUUUUAGGUGGUGAUCUUCAAGGAGAAGGAGACAAAAAACGGGAUUCGCGGAAAGAAGGAGAAAUACAAAACGAAAAUCCAUGUGAAAGGCGGUAAAAAAUGCACGAUACGAAGUGAGCGAUUGCCGAGAUGUUGCAGUAUGUACAAAGAAGUUGAGUCUGUUUGUCUCACCCGCCGUUUUGUUUCACGCAAGCACAUCACCGUUUAGGGCGUGUUUAUUUAGAUUACUUGGAUUACUUUUGGCGAACAACAUUAUUUGGAUUACUUUUGGAUCACCCCAUCUUAGUUUGUUUAUUCAUAUUACGCACCCGAUUUAGGAUUACUUAGUUCACAGGAUUACUGGAUUACGCUUUCGGAAACACAGGAUGUGAUGCUUGCCAGUGAAAUUUCGGGACGCGCACUCGUUUCUCUGUAUGUGCUGAUAGCAAAUGCACAAGUCGUAGCGAUGCAUCAAACGAAAAAUUCACAGAAAUGAACAUUUGUUGAUAGGAGGUGUUCUUACGGGCUCGAGCUCGACGUGCACCUGGAGAACGC